Molecule: messenger RNA, 7262 nt
Organism: Antechinus flavipes (yellow-footed antechinus)
Lineage: Eukaryota; Metazoa; Chordata; Mammalia; Dasyuromorphia; Dasyuridae
Gene: TRIM24
Product: tripartite motif containing 24
Exons: 20
Coding region: 40-3279 (1079 amino acids)
Molecular function (GO): zinc ion binding; protein binding
Source: RefSeq, a predicted model, not a curated record
GGCGGCGGCAGCGGCAGCGGCGGCGGCGGGGACAGGACAAUGGAGGUGGCUGUGGAGAAAGCGGCUGCGGCAGCGGCAGCGGCGGCGGCUGCUGCGGUAGCGGCUGGGGCCCCGGCGGCCGCGGUCCCCAGUGGGGAGAAUGAGGCCGAGAGUCGGCAGGGCCCGGACUCGGAGCGCGGCGGGGAGGCGGCCCGCCUCAACCUGUUGGACACUUGCGCCGUCUGUCACCAGAACAUCCAGAGCCGGGCGCCCAAGCUGCUGCCCUGCCUGCACUCGUUCUGCCAGCGCUGCUUGCCCGCCCCCCAGCGCUACCUCAUGCUGCCCGCCCCGCUCCUGGGGGCCGCCGAGACGCCCCCCCCUCCCGCCGCCGCCGCAGCCGCUGCCCCCGGUUCCCCCAUCUCUGCCACCCCUCCAUACAGCACCCAAGGGACUAACUUUAGCGGGCUUGGACACAGGAGAGUGAGAAGAAAAAGAACUAAUCCUGAAAAAAUUGGAGUCAUUCGUUGUCCGGUAUGCAGCCAGGAAUGUGCAGAGAGACACAUUAUAGAUAAUUUUUUUGUAAAAGAUACUACAGAGGUUCCCAGCAGUACAGUAGAAAAGUCUAAUCAGGUUUGCACGAGCUGUGAAGAUAACGCAGAAGCAAAUGGUUUUUGUGUAGAGUGUGUUGAAUGGCUCUGCAAAACCUGUAUCCGAGCUCAUCAGAGAGUAAAAUUCACAAAAGACCACACUGUCAGACAGAAAGAGGAAGUAUCUCCAGAAGCUGUUGGUGUGACGAGUCAGCGACCAGUGUUUUGCCCUUAUCAUAAAAAGGAGCAGCUGAAACUCUAUUGUGAGACCUGUGACAAACUGACAUGCAGAGACUGCCAGUUGUUGGAACAUAAAGAACAUAGGUAUCAGUUCAUUGAAGAAGCUUUUCAGAAUCAAAAAGUGAUUAUAGAUACAUUAAUUACUAAGCUAAUGGAAAAAACAAAAUAUAUAAAGUUUACUGGAAAUCAGAUUCAAAACAGAAUAAUUGAAGUAAAUCAAAAUCAAAAGCAGGUGGAACAGGAUAUUAAAGUUGCUAUAUUUACUUUGAUGGUAGAAAUAAACAAAAAAGGGAAAGCUCUCCUGCAUCAGUUAGAGAGUCUUGCAAAGGACCACCGCAUGAAACUUAUGCAGCAGCAGCAAGAAGUGGCAGGACUUUCGAAACAGUUGGAACAUGUCAUGCAUUUUUCCAAAUGGGCAGUUUCAAGUGGCAGUAGCACAGCACUACUCUACAGCAAGCGUCUGAUCACGUAUCGAUUACGGCAUCUUCUUCGAGCCAGAUGUGAUGCUUCACCCGUGACUAAUAACACCAUUCAAUUUCACUGUGAUCCUAGCUUUUGGGCUCAAAAUAUUUUCAAUUUAGGUUCUUUAGUAAUCGAGGAUAAAGAGAGCCAGCCACAUAUGCCUAAGCAGAGUCCUGUGGUGGAACAGAAUUCACAGCCACCAGGUGGCUUAUCUUCAAACCAAUUAUCCAAGUUUCCAACACAGAUCAGCCUAGCUCAAUUACGACUCCAACACAUGCAGCAACAGGUAAUGGCUCAGAGACAGCAGGUGCAACGGAGGCCAGCACCUGUGGGGUUACCAAACCCUAGAAUGCAGGGGCCCAUCCAGCAGCCUUCCAUCUCUCAUCAGCCCCCUCCACGCUUGAUAAAUUUUCAAAAUCACAACCCCAAACCCAACGGACCAGUUCUCCCUCCUCAUCCUCCUCAAUUGAGAUAUCCUCCCAACCAGAAUAUACCACGGCAAGCAAUAAAACCCAAUCCACUACAGAUGGCAUUUUUGGCCCAGCAAGCCAUAAAACAGUGGCAGAUUAGCAGUGGACCAGCAUCAACUGUUCCUUCUACUGCCAGUAGCACCACAUCUACUCCUUCUAGUCCUACUAUUACUAGUGCAGCUGGAUAUGACACCAAGUCUUUUGGACCACCUAUGAUUGAUCUUAGUUCUCCAGUUGGAAGUUCCUAUAAUCUUCCUUCUCUUCCAGAUAUUGACUGUUCAAGUACUAUUGCACUGGAUAAUCUUGUGAGAAAAGAUGCUAGUGUAGAACAGAACCAACCACGACCUCCUUCAAACAGAACAGUCCAGUCACCAAAUUCAUCUGUACCAUCCCCAGGUCUCCCAGGACCUGUAACUAUGACUAGUGUACACCCACCAAUUCGCUCACCUAGUGCCUCCAGUGUUGGAAGUAGAGGAAGCUCUGGCUCUUCCAGCAAACCAACAGGAGCUGAUUCUACACACAAAGUCCCAGUGGUUAUGUUGGAACCAAUCAGAAUCAAGCAGGAAAAUAGUGGCCCACAUGAGAAUUAUGAUUUCCCUAUUGUUGUAGUAAAGCAAGAAACAGAUGAAGAACCUAGAUCUCAAAAUACCAACUUUCCCAGAAGCAUACUUACAUCAUUGCUCUUGGACAGUAAUCAUAAUGCCACAUCUGAGGAAGCUGUUUUAAGAACAGAUGCUCCAGAUAGCACAGGAGAUAGACCAGGACUUCAGGCAAGUCCUUCAAAUGCAAAGUCUGGAUGGGGAGGUGCUUCACAGAAGUCACCCCUUCAUGGUGGAGAAAGUAGAAAAGAUGAUGACCCCAAUGAAGACUGGUGUGCUGUGUGUCAGAAUGGAGGAGAACUCCUUUGCUGUGAGAAAUGCCCCAAAGUGUUCCAUCUUACUUGUCAUGUGCCUACAUUGAUGAAUUUCCCAAGUGGAGAGUGGAUUUGUACUUUUUGUCGAGACUUAUCCAAACCAGAAGUUGAAUAUGAUUGCGAUGAUCCCAAUUACAGCUCUGAAAAACGAAAGUCUGAAGGACAUGUAGGAUUAACACCAAUAGAUCAAAGGAAGUGUGAACGACUACUUUUGUUCCUUUACUGCCAUGAAAUGAGCUUGGCUUUUCAAGAUCCAGUUCCUUCUACAGUGCCUGAUUAUUACAAAAUAAUUAAAAAUCCUAUGGACUUGUCUACCAUCAAGAAGAAACUCCAGGUAGAUUCCCCAGUAUAUACCAAGCCUGAAGAUUUUGUAGCUGAUUUCCGGCUGAUUUUUGAAAAUUGUGCUGAAUUCAAUGAGCCUGAUUCUGAAGUAGCCAGUGCUGGUAUAAAACUUGAAAGCUAUUUUGAAGACCUCCUGAAAAACCUUUAUCCAGAGAAAAAAUUUCCAAAGCAAGAAUUCAAGAAUGAAACAGAAGAUACCAUAUUUAGUGAUGAUUCAGAUGAUGACUUUGUACAGCCACGGAAAAAGCGUCUCAAAAGCAUUGAUGACCGCCAACUGUUUAAAUAAGUGACACAGUGACAAAGACUGGUUUGAACUUUUUUUUUUUUUUAAACCUUUUUAUUAGUGAUUAACAUAAUUACAAGGAAAAGUCCAUGACCACUCUGACAUUUAGGUUUGUGGAUGUUUAAUAGACGUCAAUUUCCUUAAUAAUCCAUUUCUCUCUCUCUCUCUCACUCGUCCCCGUUAGGAAAAGGGGGGGGAAGCAUCAUUAAAGAUUGAGAUUGAGCCCCUUUCCCCUUCUCAGAAAUGAUAAAACAGCAUCUGAAAGUAUGACUGUUAUCUAAAGGAGGGAGAAUGACUGACUGUAUUUACAUCUAAAGUUGAAAACUUAAAUGUGGUUUCAACGUGUGAAUUAAUCCAUUUUCAAAAAAUGUGAUACCACUACCCAUUAUUCUUACCAAAGGCACGUGGCUGGCCAUUAUAAGUUUAUUCUACUGUACUUAACAGUAUGCCACGAAUAUGAUAUUAAAUGUCCUAGGAUACUGAUUGGUGUGAUUGAAGUGUAGGUAGAUGCCACUAAGGAAGUACCUGAUGGUCUGUCAUGUAAUAUGGAGAGUGUAUUAAAGAAAAAUCAGGAAAACAAAUGCUUGGGUUUAUUUUUUGGCUUGUCUGUGAAGAUGUUUUUAUGUAUCAGGUGUGUUUAGGCUAUUAGCCAAUCAUUUCUGGAACUAGUGUCUUCUCUGUUAUUGCCUCUAACAGCGUUAAGUGCAGAUGUGACUUGUUUUUUUACUCUUGAUAAAAGCCCUCAUUCAUUACCACAUGGCUUUUGAUUGAAUUCUUUGAAAUAACAGCCAUUUGCACUGUAUGAGAUGUGAAGUUGCUUCACCAUAUACUUUUGGGCAUUAAUGAAAUUUUAAAAGAAAAAAAGGAAUAAGUAGUUUCUGUAAUUUUUCACUGUCUCGUGUUGCUUAGGACAAAACUGUUUUGGCGUAAAAAUUUUUAGUGGAAUUUUUGUUAGAUAUUAGCGUUUGCUGUUUUCUGCCUUGGUUUUAAUAGUGUCAGAGCUCAUUAACAGUGUCAUCUGCAACCCUCCAUUGUGGUUGAACUUUGAUUAGAUUUUCCUUCUCAUCAGUCUGGAUAGAAACAAGAAGUUUUCUCCUGAUUUUAUAUUGGGAUAGGUUUUAAACCUGCUCAGACUUUAAUUCUUUCUAUUCAUUAUUUUCAGUGCUUGGGCAAAUUUUUAAAGGAAAAAAAUGUAAAUUGGGGAAGAAGGAACAAAAUAGCCUAGCUAUAAUUUUCUAAUAUAUUUGAUGAAAUGUUUGUUUUACACUGACAGAACUUUGUUGAACUUUUUUUUCAUUGAGGUGGUAAUAAAACAACACAAGUGACCACCUGUAAGGAAAAGAACCUGGCUAGGGCACUUCAAAAAUAUCCCAUUUGAUGAUAUUUUGAAGUUAAAUUAGUUGGGUCAUAAAGUACGGCUGAAGAUGACACUCAAAGAGUAAAUUAACCAUAAGCAAUAGGUUUGUUCCCAUUUCCUGUACAGAGAAAGUUCUUGCUCCUAAAAUAUUAAUACUGCUUUCCAUGUUGGUUUAUGUAGCAUCUUUUAGCAGUCUUAAACCUGGAUCAUGAGAUUUUUAAAAGUAACUAUUAAAUGAGGUGUCUGUUAUAAUUUUGAGUAUAAUUGUGGACAAAUUAAGAAAAACUAUUAUUUAUAGUUAACAUUUUUCACCAGUUUCAGUCUAGGUAUGCAAUGGCAUUAUUAGCACAAAAGCUUUUGAGCUGUUCAUAAGUGUUUUGUCUUGUUGGGCUAUAUUUUUGUCACAAUUUUUUUUUUACCCCUUAGACUUUCCCUACUCAUCCCUUGGGUUGGAAUAGAGCAACAUUAACUAGAUUGUUGUAAGGAGGGCAACCAAAGGGGAUGUGAAGCUUCAGCAGGGGGAGAAUGUAAUUUUCCAAAUAAAACUGAGCCAGAAAUCCUGCAAGCGUGUACAUACAUACCUCUUAUUGUGGUAUUCAGUGCCAUACCAUUUUGUUUUUUGUUUUUCAGUGCAAACUGUCAGGUUACCUGCUUUACCUCUGCUAUGUAUUUAAGCAUUUGAGAGAGAGAGAGAAAAAGAAAGUGAGAGAGCUCGUGUUCUUAUGGUUAAAGUGCUUUCCUCACAAUAGUAGGUAGUCGGAAGUGUUACUGCUCCAAUUUUACAUAUGAUAAAACUGAAGCUGAAAGAAGUUAAUUUGUCCAAGACUAAUAAGUAUCUGAGCUACAACUUCUGUCUGGAUCUUCUGAUCCAGUAUUUGUACUAUCCCCACACUGCCUCUGAGUAUCUCUUAUAAGGCCACCUGGAACAUUGAUUGUUUCAGUAUUACGUUGUGUGAGAUCAUCUCUAUGAUUAUCUGUAGCAUUUCUGAAUGUCCUAUAUAUCUUAAUUUCAAUUAAGCAUAUAAACUCCUACUACUAUGUGCUUGGGACUCAGGUUACAAAGUUAUAGUGAUACAGUCCUUAAAUUACCUCGUAUUGCCUGCUACCUUAUUAACUAGUCCCCUUGGUGCCUGGCUGUAUCCUAGUCAUAAUGUUCUGUACCCUUUUGGCAGAGGACAUUAAGAGGACCCUAGUCUUGACACAUCCCUAGGAUGAAGAAAGGGCUGUAAAAAAAUGUUCAUUGUGACUCAGGCUUCCCUGACCUAAACUUGUGAACUCCAGCUUCUAUUCCUUUCUUGGAAAUCCAUGGAGGUUUCUUUUGGGAUUUGGUUGCAGGAGUCAGAGAUGCAAAUCUCAGAAGUACAGUAGCCCUAUUUAUAAAUCCUAUUCUACUUUAGCCCUAGUAUCAUAGUUCUGGAAUACAGUAAAAAUAAUUUGGCCCAACCUCAUAAACAAUUAUGGACCCCCAAGCAUUGUACAACUAUGUAGCAGGGGAAGCCAGGUAUACAAGCAGUGACUUACUGAUAAGGCCACUUGGCCUAGUAUUCACAAAGCUAUUUCUUUUCAGAAUUUUAUUAAUGCAGCAGAACUUUAAAUUAUAGUAACUUAUUAUUGAAUUUAAAUUACUUGAUAUCAGUAUUUGGUAAUGAAAUAAUUCUUAAAAAUUGAAUGAUAUGCUAUUUUUUCCCUUUAUUUAACUUGGAAUUAGACCAUUCUUUAAAUCAUUUAUGACAGGAGCAAGGGAUGCUAGUUUAUACAGCACUAAACUAAGUAAAUGUCAAGAAACAAACCUAAUAGUUUUUUUUUUCUUUUUGCUCUACUAAUGGUACCCUGUUCUAACCUAAAGACUGCUGGUUGUAUAACAAAAGAGAAAUAGUGUAACCUAUGAAUACUUUGAAAACAGAGUAUGAGGUUGUCCCCACAGUCAAAAGGGUGAGUAUUAAUUACUCUGAUACUGAAUUUUGCAUUUCAGUGUCUGGUUUUUAUCCAAUAACUUGAACUUUCAAGUUAAAAUCCCAAAAUAAAGUUAGUACAAUGGGGAAGUAGAGGAAGGGUCUUCCUUUUUUCUAGGGCCUACUCCACAAAUUAGAAAUUCAGAAAAAUAAGUUGCUGCAUGUGAUCAAAAGGUUUAUAGGUUGAAAUUGAAGAUUUAUUCGUUUCUUUCUUCUUCUUUUCUUUUUUUGGGGGGUGGGGUGGGAGGGAUAUGUCCUGCAUUCAUUAAAAACGAGAGAAAGUGAUCUGAUUGGCUAUUUAAAUUACAAGCAUCACCAUGAGUUCAACCACCCAAUUCCUGCUUAAAAUUUAAUCCCUUUAAAAUAACCAUGUAAAUAUUUUUUAAACAUUUUUAUAACAUUGUGUAAAUUUAUAUUUAAUGUCUUUUUACAAGCUGAUUGCACCUAGCUUUCAUCUUUAUAAAACUGGGUGUGAAAUAAAUGGGCCAUAAUUCACAUACUGGUGGAUCUUUUUCCUGAGUAAUGCUAGCCAAUCAGAUUACAGAUUUUUCUUCAUUGAAGAAUCACUUUAUUGUGAAGGACAUCUGAUACAGUAGUCUUUGUUACUGUUAUGUAUGGAAUGUUUUGUUUUUGGCAGACUGUGGUGCUUUGAUUUUAAUAAAAUAAACUUGAAUGAA